This is a messenger RNA of Drosophila rhopaloa, 817 nucleotides long. RefSeq names its product follicle cell protein 3C-1 (gene Fcp3C). The record is from RefSeq and is a predicted model, not a curated record. Lineage: Eukaryota; Metazoa; Arthropoda; Insecta; Diptera; Drosophilidae. The transcript has 3 exons. Bases 8 to 778 code for a protein of 256 amino acids.
UAUCAAAAUGGCUGCCUUUAGGAAAUCCCUGCUGCUCUUCACGCUUUUGCUGGCCAUCCACUUGGAGGCCUCGAAGAUAGUGUACAAGAAGCCGCUCUAUGGGAGCAGUGGUGCCAGCGCCAAGGGGAAGCGUCCUCGGAGCAAGGACAUCAAGGUGGAGGCCACCACCCUGAGCAGCACCACCGAAGUGGAUUGGCCCGCCGCCGUGGAGUUUGUGAUCGUGACCACGCAGAACAGCCAGUUGGAAACUGGAGUUGGUUCGGAGGGGCCCAUCAAUGUGGCCAGCACCACGGAAUCGAGCCUCGGGAAUGGCACCUCGCCGCGAUCGGUGGAAAGUCCUGCCACUUUGGGCGAACCUGCCACCACCACAUCGAGCACUUUGGCCAACACAAUUCCAUCGCCGCCGACGCCAGGAUCAGCGGCAUUAUCCCAGCAGGACAAUCUGCCGGUUCCCUGCACCUGUGGCGUCUUCCUCUCCUCCCAAAUCCCCAAUGGCCUGCCCACAAAGCCCCUGAUCCAUCAGGAGUUGGAUCGAAUGUUCCCCUGUGAUGCCAUCGGGCGCAAGCAGUGUCAGACCAAGUGUCUGGAGGCGAUCGUUCAACAUUUGCCGAAUUCCGCAAAUAUUGUUUGCUCCGCUUUGGGUCACGAUUGCCACAAGGAACGGGCCUAUUUGUUCAUCAAAAACUGCCACAACCAAUGGGUUAAUACCAAUCUACAAGCGGGCAGGGAAUACUGUUGUCGCGGUGGAAAUCCCUACCGGUGUCCUUUAAUUGGUUAAUACUGUGGAAAUUCAAUAAAAGAUUGAUACAAAAAGCAA